Molecule: messenger RNA, 1357 nt
Organism: Schizosaccharomyces octosporus yFS286
Lineage: Eukaryota; Fungi; Ascomycota; Schizosaccharomycetes; Schizosaccharomycetales; Schizosaccharomycetaceae
Product: malate dehydrogenase
Exons: 2
Coding region: 140-1165 (341 amino acids)
Biological process (GO): tricarboxylic acid cycle; carboxylic acid metabolic process
Cellular component (GO): mitochondrion; cytoplasm
Molecular function (GO): L-malate dehydrogenase (NAD+) activity
Source: RefSeq, a predicted model, not a curated record
AAACAAUCUUUACCUUUACCAACCCCCCUCUAAAGUUAUAAACACAGACAGGAAAGAAGACUACCUACGGUUUUCGAUUCAUUUCAUUCAUAUAUAACGAUAAACUUUUCAAGAAAAAUCUAAACGUAUUGUUUCAAAAAUGAUGAUGCAUAAAACAGUUUUGCAAAGAAUGGGCAUGAAGACCUGCAUGCCUCGCCCUUUCUCCACUAGCUCUAGACUUAAUUAUAAGGUAGCUGUUUUGGGUGCCGGUGGUGGUAUCGGCCAACCUUUGUCCAUGCUUUUAAAGACAAACACAAAGGUCUCUGAAUUGGCUCUUUUUGAUAUUAAGGGUGGUCCUGGUGUUGCCGCCGAUAUUGGCCAUAUCAAUACCUCUUCCAAGGUCAAUGGAUUUUCUCCCGAUGACAAGGGUCUUGAAAAGGCUUUGAAGGGGGCUGAUUUGGUUGUCAUUCCCGCUGGUGUUCCUCGUAAGCCCGGUAUGACCCGUGAUGACUUGUUCAAGACCAAUGCCUCUAUUGUUCGCGACUUGGCUUUUGCUGCUGGUGAAACUGCUCCUAAUGCCAAGUAUCUUGUCGUAACCAACCCCGUCAAUUCCACUGUCCCUAUCUUCAAGAAGGCUUUGGCUCGUGUUGGCGUUCAUCAACCUAAGCACUUGUUUGGUGUCACCACUUUGGACUCUGUCCGUGCUAGCCGUUUUGCUUCUCAGGCCACCAAUGGUGUCGCUGAGACUCUCCGUAUUCCCGUCGUCGGUGGUCACUCCGGUGCCACUAUCGUCCCCCUCUUGUCUCAGGGUGGUGUUGAAUUGACUGGUGCUGACCGCGACAACCUCGUUCACCGUAUUCAAUUCGGUGGUGAUGAAGUUGUUAAGGCUAAGGCUGGUGCCGGAAGUGCCACCUUGUCUAUGGCUUACGCCGGAGCCCGUAUGGCCUCCUCUGUCAUCCGUGCCUUGGAUGGUGAAUCUGGUGUUGAGGAAUGCACCUUUGUCGAGUCUCCCUUGUUCAAGGAUCAAGGUAUUGAUUACUUCUCCUCUCGCGUCACUUUGGGUAAGGAUGGUGUUGAGACUAUCCACCCCGUUGGCCCCAUCAAUGAAUACGAAGAAGGUCUUCUCAAGGUUGCUCUUGCUGACUUGAAGAAGAGCAUUGAAAAGGGUGAACAUUUCGUUGCAUAAACUACGUUAGCGAACUUUUCGCAUGCUUUUCCAAUCGUUCUUUAGUCUUAACGCAAUUUGUUAAUGAUAUCUAUGCCUAGAUGAAAUUAUUUUAUUACUAUUAUUAUUAUUGUUUUUUGUAUUCCAAAAAUGUAAUCUUACUCUUAUUUUCAUGGCUUUCAAUGUUGCCUGUACUGUAAAUGCCAACAUACC